AUGGGGAGCCUCCAGCUGCAGGACUUCGUGGCGGGCUUGGUGGGCGGAAUCGCCAGUGUGGUCGCGGGCCAUCCCCUGGACACGGUCAAGACUCGUUUGCAAGCUGGACAAGGAUAUGGAAAUACACUCAAGUGUGUUCUCACUGUGUACAGAAAUGAGUCUCUGACCGGCUUCUUCAAGGGCAUGUCCUUCCCACUGGCCAGCAUUGGCAUCUACAGCUCGGUGGUGUUCGGGGUCUUCAGCAGCACGCAGCGCUUCCUGAGCCAGCUCCGCCACGGGGACCCGGCCGCCGCGCCCUCGCUAGGCGACAUGACCCUGGCCAGCCUCGUGGUGGGGGUCGUCUCCGUGGGCAUUGGCACCCCUGUGGAACUGGUCAAGACCAGGCUGCAGAUGCAAACACAGCCCUACACCAAAGCAAACACUAAACAGAAUUCCACAGCUCCUGGAUCUUCUGUGUACAGAGGCUCAAUUCACUGCUUCAGGACAAUCCUGCAGAAAGAGGGGAUUCCAGGAAUAUACCGAGGCAAUGUAGCAAUGCUCCUGAGGGACGUCCCCGGGUACUGCGCCUAUUUCGUCCCGUACGCGAUGUUCUGUGACUGGAUAACCCCUCAUGGAAGCAUUGCUCCUAAUCCCUUCGCCAUCUGGAUGGCAGGGGGUGUAGCAGGAGCUGUUUCCUGGGCAGUAUGUACUCCAAUGGAUGUUGUGAAAAGUCGACUUCAGGCAGAUGGAGUUUAUUCAAAGAAGUACAAAGGGACCAUUGACUGCAUAUUGCAGAGCUACCAGAACGAGGGCUUAAAAGUCUUUUUUAGGGGCCUCCUGGUCAAUACAAUAAGAGGAUUUCCAUCGAGUGCAGCCAUGUUUCUUGGCUAUGAACUUUGUCUCAGAGCAAUGAAAGGAUGGCAAAGUGAGACCAAUCCCUAA
Molecule: messenger RNA, 921 nt
Organism: Melospiza georgiana
Lineage: Eukaryota; Metazoa; Chordata; Aves; Passeriformes; Passerellidae
Gene: SLC25A48
Product: solute carrier family 25 member 48
Exons: 7
Coding region: 1-921 (306 amino acids)
Biological process (GO): transmembrane transport
Cellular component (GO): mitochondrion
Molecular function (GO): transmembrane transporter activity
Source: RefSeq, a predicted model, not a curated record